Molecule: messenger RNA, 2106 nt
Organism: Sorghum bicolor (sorghum)
Lineage: Eukaryota; Viridiplantae; Streptophyta; Magnoliopsida; Poales; Poaceae
Product: putative UPF0481 protein At3g02645
Exons: 2
Coding region: 218-1921 (567 amino acids)
Source: RefSeq, a predicted model, not a curated record
CCUGACCUCUAUACCUAGCUAGACAACCAUCGAAGAAGACGAAGCAACUUGGAGCAAACAAACGAGUGCACAACAGCACCAGCAAGAUCAAACAGCGGACCAACGACGAGGCUACGAGACUGAUCCAUCGAGAUCCAGAAGAGAUCGCCCGUCCGCCGCCGCCGUCGGUUGACUCGGUUCGCCGUGAGGCAGCUAAUAACCACCACCAGUCCACCAUAUGGCGCUGUCGGAGCUGCAGGCGCGGGCGCGGUUCGUGCAGUCGUCGGCGGCGAGCGCGGGGCUGCACUUCGACGAGGACCGGUGGCUGAGCCGGGUGCGGCAGAGCCUGGAGCGGGAAGCCGCCGACGCGCUGGGCGCGGCGGCCAAGGUGUUCGACGUGCCGCGGCUGCUCAGGGCGACGCGCCCCGACGCGUACCUGCCGCAGCACUUCGCGCUGGGGCCCUACCACUGCGGCCGCGCCGAGCUCAGGGACAUGGAGCGCUACAAGCUCGCCGCCGCCAAGCGCGCCGAGAAGCUCUUCGCCGACGGCCGAAAGUUCGACCACCUCGUGCAGCGGCUGCUCCAGGACCAGGACAAGAUUCGGGCGCCCUACCACAGGUUCCUGGAGCUGAGCGACCAGACGCUGGCAUGGAUGAUGGCCAUUGACACCUGCUUCCUCCUCGACUUCCUCGAGAGCUACCACCGCGACGAGGUGACCGACAUGGUGUCCUCGGCGACCAACUGGAUCAACGCCACCGUGCGCGACGCCAUGAUGCUGGAGAACCAGAUCCCGCUCUUCCUCUUCUCCCAGGCGCUCGCGCUCCGCCACCCCAAGGCCGAGCAGGCCGCCGCCGGCGCGCUGCACGCCGUGCUCGACCGCUUCAUCAAGGAGGUGUCCCCGAUCAAGACCACCGCCGAGCUGAUCGCCGCCGACGUCGCCAGGCACGCGCACAUGCUCGAGCUCCUCUACCACUUCCUCGUCCCCGACGCGACGGUCUUCGACGGCGGAGACGGCGGCGGCCGUGAGCCGCCGCCGAUGGUGCCCGAGGAGUUCACCAUCGCCAUGCUCGACCCGUCGCAGCAGCUGCCGGACUACGACAAGGUGAAGCAGGCGUGCAUGCAGGUGUCCAGCCUCGACGUGGCGCCCGUCCGGUUCAUCCGGAAGAACCUCAUCUCCCGGCCGAUGAGCAUGGCGUCGAGCCUCCCGGGGAAGAUCAUGCGCAAGGUGCCGCUGCUGUCGGCGAUGGCGCCGCUGGUGACCAAGCUGAUGGCGUCGACGGACAUGGAGGCGCGGCUCAAGGGCGUGAACCUGGGCGGCAUCAUCAGCAGCAGCUCGCCGCUGGCGCAGGAGAUCAUGAUCCCGUCGGUGGCGACGCUAGCGCGGUGGGGCGUCCGGUUCGUGCCGGCGCCGGAGGGGAUCGCCGGGAUCGCCUUCGACGCGGCGGCGGCGACGCUGAGCCUGCCGAUCAUCACGCUGGACGGCAACACGGAGGUGGUGCUCCGGAACCUGGUGGCGUACGAGGCCGUGGCGGUGCGCGGCCCGCUGGUGCUGGCGAGGUACACGGAGCUGAUGAACGGCAUCGUCGACACGGCCAAGGACGUGAAGAUCCUCCGGCAGAGCGGCGUGGUGGUGAACCACCUCAAGAGCGACAGGGAGGCCGCCGACAUGUGGAACGGCAUGUGCCGGGCGACGCGGCUGGGCAAGGUGCCCCGGCUGGACGCCGCGAUACGGGAGGUGAACGCGCACCGGAGCCGGCGAGCGGCGGCGCGGGCGCAGAAGCUGCUCAGGAAGUACGUGUUCAGGUCGUGGCGGAUCCUCACGCUGCUCGCCGCCGUCGUGCUGCUGCUCAUGACGGCGAUGCAGACCUUCUGCACCGUGUACCCGUGUUCCCGAUGGUUCGGAUCGGUGUUCCAGAUGCCGCAGGUCGGAGGAACCCAGUGAUUCAGUACCGUAGUAUUUGCUAUAAGCUGUAUGAUGCGUUUAAUUGGACUCACUUUUUAUAUGUUGCCUGUUUUUUUUCUUUUGAGAAUUACACAGUUGAACGCUGACGUCUAAAUAUGUAUGCGCACUUAAUCCUAUGAACACACGUACGCUAACAUUAUCUUCAUGAGCACGUAUGUGAUUUU